AUGCUGGAACUUCGAAGUGAGAGUGCUUGUGUUUCGUCGUCGUUUACAGCUCGUAGUUGUAAAUUCGUACGCGAAUUUAUAUCCACGUACUUACAUACACGUAUCUAUAUACCGAGAUAUAGAAUAAGAAAAGAGGGCUCCGUUCGUUUAUGUACGAUUGUCGUAAACAGGUGGACGUGUCGAGGUUGCUCGCCUUCUUGCACGAAACGAGAGCGUAUAGUGUAUCGGACGAAAAUAGUAUCAGAAAUUCAAGAGUUUAUUUGAAUUUCCCGAGACUUCUUUUACACCGAUAUCCAAGAGUACAAACUGGUGGCGUGAAUCCGAUCAGAAACGGAAGAGAGAAUUCGGUAGAGUGGAUCACGUAACCGAAACAUGUGUCAGCCAGUUUUUUAACCACGUUCAAACGUGGUCACUGACUGAAACCGGAAGUCGAUUCUACGAUGGAACAGUGUUGUUCAGACUCGAUUAGUUGGUAAGGUGGAUCGUAUAGAAAUCUGGGUUCAGAUACAUUCCUCCUUUUGAGAGAAGAACCAGUGACGAGCAAACGAAUGUACAGGACGACGAUAGAUUGGGAGGAUGCACGAUUGGCUUCUUUGGACAUGGGAUAGAUGAUAGAUAACGAAUGAUGGGGUGGUAGAAGAAAGUUGAGACGCAACAUGGAUUGGGUGACUCGGCUCAGGUAGCCAGAGACGAGAAAGUCCACGGCGACCGGGGCGAAACGAGCCCCGAUAGCUAAGUUCUUUGGUCAAAGACAACUGAUUUUGUCAGAAGGAAACAGAGAAAGUUAUGUUAAGAUACGCUCUUUCUACAAUAUAUACCUACACAUACAUAUACACAUAUAGCUGCCCUUUUGAAAUCGGUUCCAAAGACUGAUGAACGUGUUAAAAAUCAGUUGGUUUAAACUGGUGAUAGCGUUAGUUGAAUGUAAGAGGAAAGUCUCUGGUUGAUGAAAAGACUGAAUUCGUUAAAUGUUUUAGACUUUGUCUUUCGCGUUUAUUGUUUCGCAUCUACAUACAAUACAUAUCUUUUGGGAUCUCGUGUGAUUAACAAUCUGCCUGCUUUCUUUAUACAUACAUACAUACAUACAUACAUAUAUACAUAUAUAUGUUUACACGGAUGCGUAUAAAAGAAAUAUACGUACAUGUACGUAUCUGUAUGUAGGUAGACAUGAAAAAGUUGUUUCGCUGCCUAAUAUGUAGAAGAAACUUGUAUCUUUGAACGACCACGCAAAUGUUAACGAUAGACAAUGAGGGCAAUGAGAACAAUUCUUUCGAGUUAAUUUCUUCAGAAAAGAAAUCUUUUUUUUUCUUCUUCUUCUUUUUUCUUUUCUCGAGCGAAACGAUUGUUUACGGAAAGUUGUAAAAGAAAAUUGAAAAGUAUUGGAAGUUGGUGGAAAGUGAAGUUCAGUGUGAGCAGCGUACGAGCACGCAACAAACCAGGAUGGGUUGUGGACAGAGCAAAAUCGGUAACAUCUAUCCGAAGAAUAAGAAGAACAAGAACAACAAUGGCAAGAAGAACGGUGAUUCUGUGGGCUCUGCGUCCGUGGAGCAGAAGAAUGGAAAUGGUAACGCGAAAAAUAAUAAAACAAACAAUAACGGGGUCGAGGUGAAUCGAAACGAAGAGCAGAACGGUUCUGGCGAGAUAAAGGGUCAAGCCAAGAAAAAGUCGAACGCACCUGGAAGCGGUCCUCUGUUGCAACAGGCAGAGAUAUCCACCAGUCAGCUUGACUUCUUCAAGAUGUUAGACGAGAAGAUCGAGAAUGGUCCUGAUUACGACGAAAGUUUGGACACGACUGCGAGAGCCGAACGAGUAUCUAGCCUUCUUCGUCAAUGGGAGCUUGCCAGCGUAACCUGGUCCAGCGUGUCCGAUCUAAACAGCACCUCUCCCUCUUGCACAACAAAGAAUCGUAAUUCUGGAUUGAACUUGUCCCGUCAGAGUUUGACUGCUAAAGAUAGAGAAGGUAUGAGAAAUAUAGUCGGUGGUAGACCGGAGAGUGCUCCGAUUUACGUGAGAAACGCGAAUCGCGUAGACGGCCUCCAAGAGACUCACUGCCCCUCGCCGAACAUGCCGAGGCACGUGUUGGAGUCCAUCACCCAAAGUCCCACUCAAAGUUUGAAGAACGUCACUCCACCAGGCUCCUCUCCUACCAGUUUGAUGCGUUAUCAUCAAGACAGCUACAAGGAUAGCUGCAACGCCAAUCAUCCAUCCGCCAAGACCGUCAAUGUUCACUAUGCUGCUACUCAGAAUCCCAUUAACGGAGAAUACGUGAGCCAGCAGGCCCUCUAUCGCGAACAGUAUUUACAACAAACCGGAAUCAUUAACGUACCCUCGCAAUAUUCGACUAGCUCGCCCGGUGGCAACGUUCUCAGGAACAAUCCGUAUAUGCAACAGUAUCAGAUCACAAACCCUCAACAUUUUACCACCUCUAGGAAACGAGGCUUCAACGCCGCUCAAAUGACGUGACCGGACUGACCCUGUACCAUCAGAUAAAAAGACUGACAAAUUAUAUCCUGCGAGAGAGCAAGAGAAAACGAACGCGCGAGCUGGACUCGAACUCUUCGUCGAGACGAUUCAAGAAGGAAGGAAGGAGAGAGAGCCUCUACAAGGCUGCAGACUGAUCGACACACGGAGAAGAAGAUACGGAUGUUUCUCUCUAUGUUCCUAAUGAUUCCGUACAUUUUUCGUUCCGAUCAAAACAGAUUACGAACAUAUACAACAAAGGUAUACAUACAUAUGUGGAUUACUGUCGUGGAAACAUGGGGCGAUGCACAGCAAUGCUGGACCGCGUCGUAACGAUGGCCUAAAAAGAUAUCGCGAUUGGGAACGAUAGACACAGCAUCGUCUGUUUCCUGGAAAUUCUUCUCAACUCUGCUAACAGAAUUCUUCGCUACAAGUGCCAAAAUGCUUUUCUAAGCAAUUCACUAAUUGUCACGGGAAAAAAGGAAGAGAUAUUAAGGUUCAUUUAUAUCCAACCCUACACUGUGCUGUUCGUUUUGGGUCUGAGACUUCCCCCUUUUACUUAUUCCUUUCACUUUCAUAGGUUCUACUCUUGAUGUUUUAUUCUACUUUGGUAAACUAUAUAAUUUUCCUCAGGAAAUUAUAGUAAUCGAAAUUCAUUUUGAAAUGAACGUGAAAGAGCAAAAGUCCCAGACGUGGAACGAAUGCGAUGUGAUUCAUUAUAAAUGGAUCUGUAGCCGUUGAACCAAUACUCCGUUCUUUGUAAUUCGUGUAAAUGAAACUUUUUCCACGUGUAUAUCAUAUACAUACAUAUACAUAUAGAUAUAUAUAUAUAUUUUUUUUUUCUUUUCGUUCAUUCUUGUAUAUUCGUCCUUUUUUUUUUCAUUCGGUAGAAUCUUUACAUACCAUUGAUACCAUUGAUAAAUGUAUAUUUCUGUAAAAGAAAAAAAAAAGAACCACACGCUGUAGCGUUUUGUAUAAUUGUAUAACUAGACAGAGGAUAUUUCCAAGAUAUAUAUGUACUUGGCAUAUACGCGUGUAUGCAUUUAUGUAUGUAUCCAAAAACGAAAAGAUGAAACGUGUUUAGGAGUCUUACUUAUAUACCGUGUAUAGAUUCAAUUGUAUGUAUUGUAUGGAUACAUUUAACUUAACGUGAUGACUGUAUAUUUAUAUGUUGACCAUGUUCAAAGUUAACGAUAUAUAUAGUUGAUGAUGAGAGUUUUAUAUUUCAUGUUACGAAUAUGCUCUAUAUUAUGGAAUACACUUGAUCGAAUUCGCUGCAUCACUGUCAAAUUUAAAACUACUGUGCAAAUUCUUUUCUCAUUUUUUCUCUCUUCGGUUCAAUAACCUGUGCUAUUUUUUUCUUUUCUUUUUUUUCUUUUUUAAAUAAAUUUAUCGUUUUUUUCCCCCCAACAAAUGAAAUGUAUACUGUCGAUUGUCGGAUGCCACGGAUUUUUAAAAUCCGCCAAAAAAAGAUUACCGUAUGUAAAUUGAAUAAACAUUAAAAAAGUCAGUAUACUUAAAAGUGUCAAACUAAUAA
Molecule: messenger RNA, 3997 nt
Organism: Osmia lignaria (orchard mason bee)
Lineage: Eukaryota; Metazoa; Arthropoda; Insecta; Hymenoptera; Megachilidae
Gene: tow
Product: target of wingless
Source: RefSeq, a predicted model, not a curated record